UCAAUAGAGUUAAAAUUUUCAAAUGCAAAGUGAACUGACAAAAUCGAAAGCUGUUCCUAGAGAAUAUGAGCCGGCUAUCAGUGAAAUCGGUUAGACCAACUCUAGGGAAGUUGGACAAUCAAUCGGCGUAUGUACAAAUUGCAGUUGGUGCUGGCACUGGCUUCGUCGUUGGGUAUCUUUUUUUCAAGGUUAGCAAAAUGCUGGCCGUGUGCAUCGGCAGUGCAAUACUGACAAUCGAGCUGGCCGUCGAGUCGGGCCUCAUCAAAGUCGACUGGAGCAAGAUAAUGGAACAACAGCAGGCACUGAAUACACCAGAAAACCGACAAUUGGCACUCUCGCCAUUUACGCCUCCAGAUCAUGCCGUUAAUCUCGACAAGGCCAAGCAAGUCAUAAUGUCCAGCGCACGGCUCUCGGUUGCCAUUUUGGGCGGGUUCUUUCUAGGGUUUGGAUUUUCAUAAACUGAAUGAAGAAUUGUAUUUAUAAAUCAGAAUAUUAAGGCGAAAUUUGUAAUACUAAAGCACAUCAGAAAUAUAAGUGACUAUAUUUUUCACU
Drosophila hydei is the source of this 552-nucleotide messenger RNA. Its product is annotated as FUN14 domain-containing protein 1. Gene Ontology annotation, biological process: autophagy of mitochondrion. Lineage: Eukaryota; Metazoa; Arthropoda; Insecta; Diptera; Drosophilidae. Bases 66 to 458 code for a protein of 130 amino acids. Gene Ontology annotation, cellular component: mitochondrial outer membrane. The record is from RefSeq and is a predicted model, not a curated record. The transcript is spliced from 2 exons.